AUAAACACAACGUUGCAUCAUUGUUAUUGUGGUAGUUGGAGCUCCAGCUGCUUACAGACAUUUCGCCACCAUUUCGCCUACCUUUAAGGCCUCUAAAGCUGUGAACACGCAGAAUUAUACCGAAGAAAUGUCGCUCCAGAAGGACGGUUCAUCCGACGAGAGCUUGCAAGGCUCCUGGGUCGAGCUGCAUUUCAGUGGCUCCCAAAACACCAGUCACCACGGGAGCCAGGAGCAAAUCCCCACGUCCAGCCAGGAGGGCGACUUGGAGAAAAUGCUGCUGGAGGCUCAGCAUGAGUCUGGCAGGAACAGCUCCAGGGGAAGCUCUCAGUGCAACAGCCCACUCAGAGCACAGACCCCGCUUCUGAUGUGGAGAGGCUCAGAGGGAAACAGCUCGCAGUCCGAUGAAGACUUCCAAGAAAGACGACGGGAAGUAGAGAACCUGAUGAAGAAAAAUGCCGACUGGAUCUGGGACUGGUCUAGUCGACCUGAGAACAAUCCACCAAAGGAGUUCCUGCUGAAGUACCCUAAGCGCUCGACCUCUCUCAGCAUCAGGAACACCAGCGUCAUGAAGAAGGGAGGCGUUCUGUCUGCUGACUUUCUGAAGCUUUUCCUUCCCUCAUUAAUCAUUUCUCACAUACUUGCUGUUGGCUUGGGAAUCUAUAUCGGGAAGCGCCUCACCUCACAUAACACCUACUGAACAGGAUGGUGGUGUGUCGCGACACCUCCUCACCUUCAUACAACCAUCUCGGCAUGCCUUAAAACGGGACCCUCGGUGGAUCAAGGGAGAUGUGGCCAUGUGACGUGGUCCAAUUUGAUUGAGCGCCCUACAUUGUCCUCACCAGCGUGGAGAGUUCAGGAUCUUGUCAUUGCUGUUUUUUUUGGCUCUAAACACAGUAGUGACCAAUAUGCUGCUCCUUGCUGUUGUCCUGGAGAUGACUGUUUUGCUGCUUUCUGCUCCUUAAAUCUGCACAUUAGGGAACUGAUAUAUAUAUAUAUUGUACGUGACUGCCUUUUUAUUUUUGUGAUUGAAAUCGCAUUUGAUUUAGAAUAAUGUACUGUUGCAGUUUUGUUUUUUUUUAGAUCAGCAGUGGAUCAAGGAAAUUGUUUUGACUAUUUUUUAAUUCUUGUGUAGCCAAAGGAUUACUAGGCUAGUGUUUAAGUGACUGCACCUAUUACUGAUUGCUCAAAUGCUCAUUAACAAAUUGUUACUGUACUGAAAAAUCACAUAUUUGCUUAUUACGCACAGAUAUGGUCCAUUUGUUCAUCCUACACUAAAUAAAAGUUGAAAAUGUG
This is a messenger RNA of Stegastes partitus (bicolor damselfish), 1293 nucleotides long. It is a transcript of the gene bnip4, whose product is annotated as BCL2 interacting protein 4. The transcript is spliced from 6 exons. NCBI's taxonomy places the organism in Eukaryota, Metazoa, Chordata, Actinopteri, Pomacentridae. Bases 128 to 697 code for a protein of 189 amino acids. Gene Ontology annotation, biological process: mitochondrial outer membrane permeabilization; positive regulation of apoptotic process. The record is from RefSeq and is a predicted model, not a curated record. Gene Ontology annotation, cellular component: nuclear envelope; nucleus; mitochondrial envelope.